AUGGGCAUCAUCCUUAUUGAACGCGGUGUGUCACUCCCCAAUGCUAGCGAGGAUAUCAAGCUCUAUUUCGCCAGUUGGCCUAGUUCAAAACUUGCCGGGACCAAAGUUUGGCGCGAUGCCGUCGGUCAAGUCUUUUUUUCGACAGGGGUUGGGUUCAGAUACUACACAGCCUACGCCUCAUACAACCGCAAAUUCGCCAAUGCGGCUCAAGAUGCAGUCAUCAUCGUCCUGUUCAACUCAUCUUUCGAGGCCCUGGUUGCUUUUGCAGUUUUCGGUAUCGUUGGGUAUCUCGGCAUGCGUCCUGAAGGAACCGGCGAUAUUGGAAGCUAUGGGCUCGGCUUCAUGACGUAUCCCGAGGCCUUUAUCGAGAUCCCUGCUUCGGGCUUCUUUUCUGUCAUCUUCUUGUUCACCAUUAUGCUACUUGGUAUCAGUUUGUCCUUUGCUAUGUUGGAUGCAGUCAUGACGUUGAUCCUCGAUUCCCCAUUUGCCAUAAACUGGAGUCGGCCUUGGGUUACUACCACCAUGGUCACGAUUUGCUUCCUCCUUUCGCUUCCUCACUGCACUGAGUUUGGCUACUUCUCUAUAGAUGUGAUUGGCCGAUGGAUUAAUAACAUUGGCCUCAUAACAUCCGUCUUUUACUACGUUGUCUUCUACUCGACACGAUCUCAACUCUGUCGUCGGCAAUGGUCAAAACUCGUCUCCCCCCUUCCUCUGGGCACCAUGCCGCGAUAUAUCCCGGGAUCUGUCCUGGCUAUCAUCUUCAGCUUAGCCUACCCCAGCUUCGAGGAAGUCAAGAAUGCUCCACUAUACAUCCUUGGCUCCAUCUCAGCGCAUCUUUUACUUGUUUGGUGUGUGAUUGGUUUCGUCUUUCCCAGGUGGUUCAACGUGUUUAUUGUCCCUGGGCGUCGUGAUGACUGGAAGCAGCCGUAUGCUCCCAAUGUCCUUCGAGGGACAACUGAGGGUGGUGAGGUGACCAAAGCAGAGACUGGUAUGCCUAGUGGAGAUGCUAGCAUGUCGAACGAAGGUGUCAAGGUGUGA
Molecule: messenger RNA, 1038 nt
Organism: Fusarium tjaetaba
Lineage: Eukaryota; Fungi; Ascomycota; Sordariomycetes; Hypocreales; Nectriaceae
Product: Sodium and chloride-dependent GABA transporter 2
Exons: 3
Coding region: 1-1038 (345 amino acids)
Biological process (GO): sodium ion transmembrane transport
Cellular component (GO): membrane
Source: RefSeq, a predicted model, not a curated record